Apodemus sylvaticus (European woodmouse) is the source of this 1380-nucleotide messenger RNA. It is a transcript of the gene Tex55, whose product is annotated as testis expressed 55. Bases 1 to 1380 code for a protein of 459 amino acids. NCBI's taxonomy places the organism in Eukaryota, Metazoa, Chordata, Mammalia, Rodentia, Muridae. Gene Ontology annotation, cellular component: nucleus. The record is from RefSeq and is a predicted model, not a curated record. The transcript has 5 exons.
AUGGAGGAGCCUCCAGACGAAUCCUUGAACCAUGAAAACACAGCCCAAACCUCAGAUAACCAGAAGACCAAGACAGAAGGAGCAGGCCAGGCCCUUCACAAAGGUUCUGAUCAUGCUGGUGUUGGAUCAUCUGAGCCAAGUGGUGACAAGGUAUCCGGCCAAGCUGCUAAUGCAGGUUCCAGACAGACUGACAGGAGAACUUCUGAAGAGGCAGAACAAAGAUUGCCUGGCCAUGCAGAGAGGAAGGCAUCACAGCAGGCGGAGCGCAGACUAUCAGAGAGAAGAACUUCACAGCAACGUCCUAGCCUCUCAGAGGGGAGAGCCUUUGGGAAGAUAGAUGGCCAAGCAUCUUUGCCAUCUGGUAGGAAAGCUUCUGAUCAGGCUGGCCAAGAAACUUCGGAACAGGAUGACCUGAUUUCAUCAGACGAUGCUGACUAUUUAUCAGGAAAGGGUCAACGACAAGUGAACAGCCAAGCUGGUUACUGGACCGAAGACUCUCGUAACCAACAGAGGCUUAGUCAGGAGAUAGAAAAGGAAUAUACCCAAGUUAGACAUACAGAAAAACAGGCUGGCUACCGCUCAUACUAUAAGACACUUGCGCACAUUGAGAGCCGAUCAUUAACUGAUAUCCAUGACACUAGAGAAGCUGACCACAGAGUGCAGCCUUGCACAUUUGAAGAAAGUGAGACAGAGCUCCGAUCCAAGGUUUCAACUACAGAGGAAACAGAAAGUGCAACCACUCUCCCAACCUACAACCCACAUGAUACGGAAUUAACUACCGACACCCAAUCCUCGCACGAAAAGCUUCCCUCCAUCACAACCAAAGUGUACUAUUCCUCCAGUCCAGAAAAAAUUAAAACCACAGAAUUCAUUUCUGAUGUCACUACAGAAUUUGAGCAAAGAAAAAAUUCUCAAAGAGGCAGUCAAAGUUACAGACGACGAUUCCCUCCAAUCGUCUAUGAUGACCCUUAUCAGAUCGCACUCUGCUACAUGGAAAAGCACAACAUUCUUCAGGUAUUCCAGCAGAUCACUGAAAACCUAGUCUAUGAAAUGCCAGACGACCCGCUGCGUUUCAUGCUAGACCAGAAAGUAGAAGUGAGAACCAUAAGUUUGGAAAGCACCUGCACCGUCUCCUGGAUAAUCGUGGGAAAACGGUGCCGAGAACUGGACUCGGGUCCUCUGAAAGCCCAGCGCUCACUCUUCACUGCCGAGCCCUCUCUCCAACACCAAGACAAGCACAGCUUUCUAAGUUACUAUUUGAAAAAAGUCAGGAAGAGGCAGCAAGCUCGGAAAACCUUUGCCUAUCGAUGCAAUCCUUUCUCACGCUGCCAACCCGCGGGCCACCCUCUCAGCAGCAUUUUCUACCUCGCCACCAUCUAG